Molecule: messenger RNA, 990 nt
Organism: Dreissena polymorpha
Lineage: Eukaryota; Metazoa; Mollusca; Bivalvia; Myida; Dreissenidae
Product: E3 SUMO-protein ligase ZBED1-like
Exons: 5
Coding region: 1-651 (216 amino acids)
Source: RefSeq, a predicted model, not a curated record
AUGUCGGAGAGGAAAAUCUUCGCAUGUGGAUUGUCCUCCCCAGUAUGGGAGCAUUUAGGCUUCUUUAUGAAAACAGAAAGUGGCAUUGAAGUUCUGGACAAAUCAAAACAUGAAAAAUGUUACAGAUAUACAGAGCAAAAAGAUGCUGUGGAAGCCACAUUGAAGAGCAAAGAUCUGAAGUUCAAAGACGUUGAAAGUAUUCCUACGACUGAGAAGGGAAAACUGAUUGAUGAGCUUGUGCAUCUUCUGGGUCCAUUCAAGACAGCUACAGAAGAACUCAUCACAUCCACACAUCCAACUAUCUCCCUCGUGUACAACGUAAAGAAGCUGCUUGUUCACCAACUUCACCCCACAGCCCAAGAUAGCCACGUCAUUGCUGAGAUGAAGAAUGCCAUGCGCGCAGACCUUGAACCAAGGUAUGCUGAUUCGGAACCCUUCUUGAUCGAGUGUACCAUGCUGGAUCCGAGACUCAAGACGACCACUUUCCCAUCAGAGAUCGAGAAGGAGGAGGCGUUGAAGGUCAUCAAAGAACAAAUGACCUCAAUUAUCAAUGAUGAUGCAAGGGUUCCUGACAUCUUGGUUGAACGAGAAGAUGAGAACAACAACAGCAGCAUGGCCUGCAAUGCAACUGACACCAUGGACACGUGUUAAAACCAGAGCAGCAGACACAGUUUGGGGUUAGGCAAUAUGUUGAACUCUUUUAUCACAAAGAAUGUCCCACCUUCAAAAAAUGAUAUAAUUGAUGCAGAAGUCAAAAGCUACAUGUCCGAACCCAUCCUGGAGUAUAAGGAGGACCCCCUAAAAUGGUGGAGAGAAAAGCAGAAGACAUAUCCCGUACUGGCACAGGUAGCAUCCAGGUAUCUUGUUAUGCAAGGAACAUCUGUACCAAGUGAGAGGAUCUUCUCAACAGCAGGGGACUUAGUCAGUGCCAACAGGGCCUGCCUAGACCCAGAAAAUGUGGACAUGUUAAUUUUUGUUAAAACCAACAUC